Molecule: messenger RNA, 9853 nt
Organism: Athalia rosae (coleseed sawfly)
Lineage: Eukaryota; Metazoa; Arthropoda; Insecta; Hymenoptera; Athaliidae
Gene: Oatp74D
Product: solute carrier organic anion transporter family member 74D
Exons: 14
Coding region: 1481-3754 (757 amino acids)
Biological process (GO): transmembrane transport; sodium-independent organic anion transport
Cellular component (GO): membrane
Molecular function (GO): protein binding
Source: RefSeq, a predicted model, not a curated record
GUCACGGUGGUUGAGGGAAACAGCAAGAUUCGAUUUCAGGAUUCAGUCGAAAGCGAAAACUCGUGGAGCGUGUGGUUUUCGUCGGGUGCCGCUGAGCUGCUGCUAUUUGGUAUUGCCUUCAAUUACAAGCGGCGAAGAUCGCUGUCGUCGUGAGGGGCGAAGAGAUACGGGAGGGGAACCGUGACGCUCACGCGUAACUACGUAGUACGGAAUUUUGACUUAUAUUUAUUGGUUCGUUCAUUUUUAACACGUUGCUAGGAUCCGUGUGAUAGUUCGGCGAUAAAUGCCGAAACAAAACACGGGACGUGAGGCAUAGUUUUAUAACAAUAAACUUGACUAUCAGUAAUAUACUUGGAAUUUUUAAAAUCAGAUGUCAUUCGACUGCUGCGGCGACGGUCUGUCCGCUGGUUCUACGUUUCGAGCCACGCUGGCAGCGUUGAAUAAGGCCUUUAAAAACAUCGCCGAAGACAUAUCCCGGCCCCCAGUCGACCCUGCGGCGAACAUUCCUGGUGAUUUUCUUACAUUUUUUUAUUCAAUAAUACUAUUACUCUGUGUAUUUCUUUCGACGAUCGUUUAUUGGCCAACUCUACGUGCAUUCGGGGAACGUAAACAAAAUCUCAUUGGUCCCGAGUCACGAGGCGGCAAAGUUCACGGAAAUCAUAAUGCUGCACUCUUCUCAUCGUCGUCGUCUGCUUCUACUCCCGCUGCCGCUGCUGCCUCUGAUGAUGGUGAUAGCAACGAUGAUAGUGAUGCUGCAGCUACUCGAGGAUAAACACGUAUAGAAGGGGGAAAGUAAAUGCAACGAAUGAAAGUGAUAUACAAGGUUGAAACAGCACCUGUACCCGGGGACGCCGCCCCCCUCGUUAAUUAUACACAGUUUUGUUGUGACGGUGAACAUCGAUCCACGAUAUCAUCAUAAAGAGUCCUCGUCAUAGCGAUCGUCAUCGUCGUCGGGGCAGCGGUUGUUGUUCCAGACUCUCGAUAUCGAGAAACCGGAACCUCCGCAGCCUAUGCAGGUGUCAAUCCAGAAAAGGAGAAGAAAGAGCUGUUCGCUUCAAUUUUGCUUUCGUCCGAUCCGGGACCCGACAUCUGUAUUGAAAUAACCCGAACGACCCUUAGACUGCAGCGCGCGCGUAAUACGAGACAGAAGAAGAAGAAGAAGAAAAAGAAGGAGAAGAAGAAAAAGGUUGUCCAGGGGGGUCGGUUCGAAUUUCGAUCGCAACGGAAUUAUGACCGAGCGGAUGUCGGAUCCGAGGGACACCGGUGUCGGGGGUUAACGAAAUUCGCCUUCCAGCUCCGACCCCACGGGGAGGUGGUUUAGUCGAGGACCUUCAUAUUAGCGGUUGCUGCGAAAAGAGAAAAAUUAAAUAAGACAAAUAAGAGGAGAGAAAAAAAGAAGGAAAUUGUCAUAUUCCCAUACAGUUUUCUGCAACGAUAAUAACGUUCUGGACGCGAAGAAAACGAAAAAAGCGGGUGAAAAAUGGCGGGCGAAGAUACUCAGAUACUGGCGAACGAGACGGUGGAUAAUCUGACGAUAAUAUCGUCGCCGAAUUCAAAACUCCUAUGCGGGCCCGGUAACGGGGUCAUAUGCAACGGGGUCACCAAGCACAACAACAACGGACUAGUGGCGAAUGGAAAAAAUAUCGAAAUCGUUUCGAACGGUAAGAGGAACCCGUCUGAAAAAAAUCCGAACGGAACAACCCUCGAUUUCGACGAUCAGGACGUGAUCUGCGGGUGGGGGCCGUGCACCCCGAAAUGGCUGCAACGAUUCGCUUCGAAACAGGUCUUCCUCGUCAUAUUCUGCAUCACUUGGGUGCUUCAGGGAAUGUAUUACACGUAUUUCGUCUCGGUGAUAACGACGAUCGAAAAAUUAUUUCAAAUACAGUCGAAAACUACGGGUAUAAUAAUGUCCGCCACCGAGAUAGGUCAGAUAGGAUCCUCGCUGCUUUUGACCUACUACGGUGGUCAGGGUCACAGGCCUAAAUGGAUCGCGUGGGGGAUGGUUUUGUUCGCCGUGAGUUCGUUCAGCUGUUCGAUGCCCCAUUUCAUCUUCGGCGAUCAACUCAUCAGGCAAAACGAGAUGCUAUUCAGCGGCGUAUCCGGUGGCAACAAAUUGAACGCCAGUUAUCCGGUACCCGCUAAUCUCUGCAAACUUCAAGACCACUGGGAAAACAUCACCACGAAUCCAAACAAGUGGCUGACGACUACACCCGCAGCGGCGGUUGACUCACACUCGAACUCUUGCAAGGAAGAAUUUCUCGAGGAGAGAAGAAUACACAGUAAAAUCACCACGAUUGUACUGGCGAUAUUUUUCGUUUCCUUGCUGGGCGUCGGAAUGGGACAAACCGCGGUUUACACGUUGGGGAUUCCUUACAUAGACGACAACGUAGCCAACAGAGAGAGCCCCUUGUACUUUGCCAUUACGAUCGGGGUGAGGAUUCUCGGUCCUGCGCUCGGAUUCAUUCUCGGAUCGUUGUGCACGAUGAUAUACGCGGAUUUGUCGGCGAAUCCGCAGAUCACUCCCUCGGAUCCACGGUGGGUGGGCGCUUGGUGGCUCGGAUUGGUUCUCGUCUCGGCGAUGCUGAUGCUCGCGAGUGUGGCCAUGUUCGCAUUUCCCGGUCGGCUACCUUCCGGCAAAACUUUGCCCAAGAGGGACGAGUCCACCAAACCUAGUUUGAAAGAUUUUCCGAAGGCGGUGAAGCGGCUGCUGAAAAAUGACAUUCUCAUGUUCAGAACCGCCAGCAGCGUUCUUCACAUCCUGCCCAUCGCCGGUCUCUAUACUUUUCUACCGAAAUACCUCGAAAGCCAAUUCCGGCUUCCGGCUCAUCACGCAAACAUGAUCUCAGGAGUCGGAGGCAUUCUCGUUAUGGGAUUGGGAAUCGUCAUGAGUGGCGUUUUUAUCCUCAAGAUAAAACCGAACGCCAGAUUCGUCGCAGGCUGGAUAGCUUUUACUGCGAUCGCUUAUGCAUUGGGAAUGGGCACCCUCAUGUUCGUCGGAUGUCCUAUGGACGAUUUUGCCGGACUACAGUUACAUUCCAAAAAAACCUUCGAUACCGAAGUAUUCAGGCUGUCCAGUUUUCAGCCGACUUGUGACACCACUUGCGAAUGCGAUCGUAAUAAAUUCAACCCAAUUUGUGGCGCUGACGGGAAGACUUACUUCUCAGCCUGUCACGCCGGGUGCUCCAAUUACACGGUGGAGAACGGGAAGAUAGCCUCGUACUCGGACUGCCAGUGCAUAGGACAGAAUUCAACGUCUACGAACAAUGUGCUGGACACGGCAACCAUCGGCUACUGUAAGCCCGAGUGCAACAACUUUUGGAUAUACAUGAUACUUUUUUCUACGUUCGUUUUCAUCCACUCUACGAGUGAAGUCGGAUCGAUGCUGCUGAUAUUGCGAUGCGUAGAUCCCAGGGACAAAGCGAUGGCUCUGGGACUCAUACAGUUCGCGAUAGGUCUUUUCGGUAACGUUCCCUGUCCGAUCGUUUACGGUGCAGUCGUUGACUCGGCCUGUUUGGUUUGGGACGCCGCAUGCGGAGAACGAGGUGCCUGUUGGUUAUACGAUUCAAAUAUAUUCAGAAUGUUUUAUCACGGGACAACCGGGGGCAUAUUGUUAUGCGCUUUCGUUAUGGACAUCGUCGUUUGGUACAAAGCUGGCAGCAUAAGUUUCAGCGAUGAAAAUGAGGAAGGAACUGUCGAGGAGAUGGUGAAUCUGAAGAGAUCGGAUCGACGACAAACCGAGAACGAAUACCUGUAGAUAUUGAUUUCAUUUUUACUAUUUCGUAACUUUGAUCGUAGGUUUUUGGUAUUUUUUUUUUUUUUUCCUGUUUUUUUUUUUCCUUUCAAAACAAUAAGAUACGAAGCAGUACGACAGAUCGGCCACAAAUAAUAGAAUCAUACGAUUCUCGUGUGAACCCGAUUUUGAGGGAAGAGGAAGAAGAAGAAAGAAAAUGGUUAAACUCGAGCGUGAAAUUUUUCUCAUUGUAAUCCCAUCUCCGACUGGGAAUCAAUCAAUCAAUCAAUUAAUCAAUCAAUCAAUCAUUCAAUCAAUUGCUUAUACGAUUCAACAGUCGGUCCGAAUCUCGAUAUUUUUUUUUACGUAAUAUCGGAAUUUCGUCUAUACUGUCGCAGGUGAGUUACUCGACAAGUUGCGAAUCGUUGUAACGAGUACGCGUUUCCGAUUGAAAAGAGAUAUUUAGACGCGUUGUAUUGGCCGUCAUAGGAUUAAAUAUUAACGAUAGGUGGUAAGUCGGUGCUCGUAGUGAGAAACUGGAACUCAACUCGUCGUUUACUUCCUUUUUUUUUUUUUUCUUCUUUUUGCUUACGUUAUCACGUACAGCCGAUUACUCGGUAUUUCCCGCAUUUUAUGUACGAGUCUCAUUAUGAUUUAAUAACUUCGCUCCGAGUGUAGUUUAGAAAGUAUUUAGAAAUUGAUGAAAAAAAAAAGAUUCAUUGCUUUUAUCGUAGGAUUGGACUGUACACGUAAGUUAAUUUAGAAUGCGCGAUCUCGCGGUUCACGUAUAUAAAUAAGUUGCCAUAAAAUAGGGUAUGUAAUAUAUAAUAAUUGUAAAUAAUCUUAUCCCUCGCGUUAUUUGAUAAAAAUAAUGCGUGGCUCAUGCGGACUGACUAUAAACGCUCGAUGAUGAAGAAUGUUAAUGAAAUAAAAUGAUUGAAAAAACGAGGAAGGAACGAUAUGACAAAGGAAAAAAAAGUAAUAUCAAAGAUCGGAAGAAGAUGAGAGAGAGAAAAAAAAAAUCUCCGCAAACUGCAGGUUUACAGCUGUCAGUUUAUUAAUCACAUCACAAAAAAAAAAAAAACAAAUAAAUAUACCGAUAAUUGUAUACUGCACCAUUAGUAAAGCAAAAGUAAAGAAAAGAAAAAAACGAAAAAAAAAAAAAUUAUGAAUAAAUAAAUGAAUAGAUGAAUAGAUAAAUAAAUAAAUAAAUGACUGAAAGUUGAAAUCGACUAUAGGUAUAUUUUAGGACCGCGUGACUUCAUUGUCUUUUACGUUAAUUAAUCGGACAGAGAAAGAAAAAAAGUCACGUCAAUCUCAGUGGAUGCUAAUUUUUUAUUCGCUAAUAUAAUACGAUUGUCUUAUUCUUACUAUUAUUAUUAUUACGGUUUUUUUUUUAAUUAUUUUUCUUUUUCGUUUAUUUCCGCUCACCCCAAAACGAUAUGUAAAUUAUAUAUACAUAUGUGCACUGCGCCGUUAUAUGCAUGUAUCAUGUGGGUAUAUACGUGCAUCGCAAUGUGUGCACACCUAUUAUAGUCGUUAUUUUAUUAUUAUUUUAUUUUUUUUUUUAACUUUAUUUUUACAAUUAAGAUAUCGUUAAAUAAUCGCAAGUAUAUCUUUCAGAUCUUGCCUCAACCCGAUAUACAUAACGGAUGAUCCGAUUAGUUUUUUUUUUUUUAAUUUUCUUCGUAAAUUAAAUAACGGCGACGACGCAUGUGUGAGAAAGAUCGAGAGAGUUUUAUGAAAUCGACUGAAAGAACCGUAUCCAACUAUAGAAUCACAUUUUUAUUUUAAUCAUUUCUGUUUUUUUUCUUUCUUUUAAUUGAUUUUAAUUUUUUUUUUUUCUUUUUCUUUCAAUUGUGCGGAGCGUGCAUCGUAUUGUCCUCACACAUUUUAUCGUCACGACACGAUGUAAAGAAUUUUUCUACAAAAUAUUAACGAAAAGAAAGCUGGGUCGACGAUAAAUAAAUAGCUAAUAAGAGAAAAUCAGGCGCUACAGAUAUUUUUUUAACGAUCGAACGAAAGAUGAUAAAUGUAAAAAUUGUCAAUGAAAAGAAUUGGAGGAAGAAAAAGAGCAUGUGUUAAUCGUAAGUCAUUGAAAGAAAGAAAAAACUAGAAAAAAAAAAAAAAAAACUGUAUUUUAAUAUGGGACAUUUUUUACAAUACUCGAUGCAUUACCUCGAAAAUUCCGUCUCUCUGUACCGUCAGCUUUGCAGAGUUUUCGGUUUGCAUAUUAUAAUUGUAUAAAUAUAAUUGAAAAACCAGCAUCAUUGCCUGCAUUUAGCGUGUUAUCAAUUGAAUAAUAAUAUUUGGAGUAAAAAAAAAAAAAAUUAGAAAUCCUAGACUCGGUGACAGCGUAAAUAUUGAUAACAGAACGCGAAUAUCGUUUGCCUGACUAUCUCUGCGAUACCGAGGUGAAGGUAUAGUUUGGAGGAAAUAUAAAAUAAAAAGGAUUAUAUCGAAGGAGCAAAAGAAGAGGUAUAUAUACAGAAAACGCAUUUAGAUUUUUUCGUUUGGAAUAAUCCCCGUAAUUGUUGCCAUUACGUGAAAAUCGUGUAUCAUACGUUACGGAAUUACAAUUAUACAUGAAAUAUUCAGUAGAUAUAACGACGAUAAAAGUAUAGCAUCCACGAAUCGUUAAUAAAUAUUCAGGGGCAUUAUUAUUAUACUAGAUAAUAAUAUUGAUUGCAGGUAUUUUCGUAAUAAAAGAAAAUUUUCAAUUAUUAUACAUAUUAUACUUGCGAUUUUAUCAAUGAGUAUUAACGAUUAAUUUUGUACAUAAUUUCGACUCGUGUACACGUAUAAUUUUAUUUUUUUAAUAGACUUUUUUCUCCCAGCCAAAACAAUCGGGUAGCGUGAUCGAUACGAAACACGAUAGACGUAACGCGGAUGAGAAUGAGAAAUUCUCGAAGGCCGCGGUAUCCCGAUAGGAUUUUUAUAUUUUCAAACUACAAUCAUUCGAUAAAUCACAAUUCGUUCGCCUGUGCGAUACAAUUAUUCAUCGGUUACAGUUACGAAUAAUACUUACACGUGUAAAACAUUGUAUACAUAAGUACGUCACAGAUAUACUAUAUAUAUAUAUAUAUAUAUAUAUAUAUUUACUUUCUCCGCAACAACACAACAAUCGCGUAGGUAAUGUUGUAAUUACGAAACGAAAAAAAUAAUAUUUUAACACGGGUACGUGACUAUUAAUUAAAUAGUAGACGGAGAACACGAUUCAACGAUAUAAUAACGGAAACAAUGAUCGUAUAAAUAUAUUUUUUACGGCGAACAGAUCUUUUUUCCGACACCGAGAUAGAAGAAGAUAAUAAUAAAAUAAAAUAAGUAACGAUGUCUAAUCAAUUGAUCGUCUAUCGCGAAACCGUUAUAUAUGUAUAAAAUAUCGUCGGACGUAAUAUAGAGAUACUCAAAUGAUAAAUAUGUAUAGGUGCGUGAAAACCGGCGCGUGAAUUUUUCUCAUUGUAAAUUCCGUAGAUUUAAAAGUUUGAGGAAAUCUACGACCGAUCGUAAUCACCCGUACGAUAAUAUUGCAUAAUUUUCAUCGGAGUUUAUCGUGGCGUUUUUUUAACAACGAUAUAACAAUGACGAUUUUAUCGAACCGUUGAACAUGUAUGAUAUAAAGUUUGUAUCCACGAAUCAAUUAUAAUUAUAUAUUAUACGGACGAUACGAGUGAGCAUUACAACAAAUAGUACGAAAUUCAAAUAUUCUAUAUCGUAGUAUAAUAUACUCAUAUAAUCAUCUCUCUCUCUCUCUCUCGGAUAAUAUACGCAUGUAUACAGUACAUAAAUAUGUAUAUAUAUAUAUAUAUAUAUAUAGAAUAUACUCCUAGAAAUAUUUUUGUAUCCGAAAAAUAUAGGACUGCGCUGAUUAUAAUAAUUGAUGAUGAAAUUGCAAACACGGUUCCUCUCUUCGUCGUAUCUUGACGAUCGAGGAUCAUAUACAAAGCAUAUACCUAUCUAUGUCAAACAGCAUGUACGCACAAUGAUUCUCACCCAAGGUUGUACAGUAUUUGGAUGAACUUGUUAUACCGCGGGAUCAUGUGAAGAAUAUAAUAUGUAGACACAAUUCGAACGAUCAUAAUCGAAUGAUCAUUUACAAAAUAAUUAAAAUACAUCAAUUAUUAUAGUAAUAAGAUAUAAUUCUAUUAGCAUUUUUUAACUGAUUAUAUCUCCACGCUACAUAUUUCUAUAGAUAUACACAUUCAAUUAUUCUACAAAAAAUUGAAAUAGAAACGGAGGAGAAAAAAAAAUUACAAGUUUCGAUUAAGAAAUUAUUUCACGAUAUACUAUAUACAAUGUAAUUUGAUAGGAUCCAUAUAAUUGAAUGUUUCAUUUAUUUUAUUCCCUCCUCCCCCCAUAACUUGCGCAUAUCUAUGCAGUCGUUAUGGAUAUACAUACAUAUAUGUGUAUUGUAUUACAGUAUAUUAUUUACAAGUGUUAUAUCUUAAUGAUAAUAUGUAAACAUGAUGCUACUAUAUAUAUAUAUACACAUACUAUAUUUUAGUAAAUCAAUUUUUUGGACAAUUAUAUAUAUAUAUAUAUAUUUAUAUAUAUAUAUAUAUAUUUAUAUAUAUAUAUAUAUAUAAAAAAUUUGAAAAAAUGUAAUCAUAAUAAUGAUAAUAACAUUCGAGGAUACGAAUGAGUGGUAUACAUACAACGUGUGAAAUUACACAAAUAUUAUAUUAUGUGACACGUAUGUAUAUGAUCUCAGAGUAUGAUAUGAUUACGUAUUUUUUCCACAAAAAUUCAAUAAUUAUUGCCUAAUAUUACAGAGUUAAAGAAAGAAAGAACGGAAGAAUAACUUUCCGUGUUUUAAAUUUUUUAGAUGAUAAAUAUCACAGAGACGAUAACGCAACAAUAACGACGAUAACAAUAAUAGUAAUAAUUUCGAUUCGGUGUAGUUGUACGUAUUGCAAAUACCUACGUAUAUUAUUAGAUUAAAACUGGUAGCUGUUGAUUUUCAAUUGAGAAGUAAGUGCUAGUCUUAAAAUGAUAUAUCGCAUGUACGUACGUACAUACGUACGUACGUACAGAUCAUGCGUCUACUCUACGUACGAAAUAAUAAUUUUUACUUAUUACACGCGUAUUUCUAUUUGCCAUAAAUAUCAUAUCUGUUACAAUUAAAUAUUAUCGACUGUAAUAUUACAUAUUGCGGUAUCCUAUACUUUAAGUUUUCUAUUGUGAUCUUCUUUUUCUUUUCUAAGUAGAAAUAAAUAAAUAGGUAGAUGAAUAAAAGGAAAGAUAAGUGAAACAAAUCGGUCUCUGGGAACGUUAGGCAUUCGCGAAUUGAAUCUUUUUAAUUCUUUUAUAUAUUAUCGUGAAAUUCAUUGUUCUAUACAAUUACAGAAUUUGAUUAUCGUUAUUGUUACUGUCGUUUUAUCGUCGAUCAAUCAUCUCACUAUACCCCAUCAUUACUGUAUGAUCGCCAUUGACGAUUAACCCGCGAUUAGUCGAUAGGAUACCGAAUUGAAUUUAUUUUAAAUUUGCAUCUCCGAUUCCUCGAUUCCUCUUUAUUACUAUUAUUAUUACUAUUAUUACUACUACUACUUUUAUUAUCGUAGAGUAAUAAAUGUAAUUAUUUAGAGCAGACAUUAUACAUAUAGUACAUAUAGAUUUGAAUAUAUUAAGUAUAAUAUGAUGAAAAUUGCAUCCGCGAAAAUGAUAAUAUUAUACCAAUGUCGCACUAAAAAAAAAAUCUGUUACGUAAAUUUUUACAUCACACAAUUGUACCUCCCGUAUAUAUAUUGUAGAUUAUAUAAUAUAUUGUAUACGAAUAUAUUAUAUAUAUGUACAGUUUUAAUGUUUUAUAUUAAAGAGAAAAAAAGUAAAAAAAAAAAAGGGAAAGAAAGAAAAAAGAAUAGAGAAAAUCGAAGACAAAACUAAUGAAGGAAAGAAAUAAUAACAACCAAUCAACCAAAACCAAGCUGAUUUUAAUAAACAGCAAGCAACUGGCAAGCCAAUGUACUAAUGCAUAUUUUGUAAUUAUCAUUGUUUUUUUUUUAAUGUUUGUAGUUAUUAUUAUAAUUAUUCAUAUAGAAAUAUAUUAUUGAUAAUAUUAUCUAAUAUUAAAAUGAUAAAUUUUUUGUUUCUAAUAAAAGGCUGAUUGGAAGCCAAUACAAUUGA